GGCAACAGUGACAGCAGCGGCAGUUCAACCGACUUCCCAACGGGCGACGUGGCCACCGCCCCCAGCUGCUCCGGAACCCCCACCAUGGACACCUCGCAGCCGGACGAUGUGGGCUACUUGUGGGGCUGGCAGAGUGGCCGCGCCUGCGUUUUCCGUAGCUCCAGCGGCAAGCCCAUCUACUACGCCGCCCUUAUAUCAGGCGAUUGGGACGCCCAGCCCGGCUACGUUCCCAAGCCCUCCAGCAAGAGCGGCUGGUUCGAUGCACCGCGCUGCAGCCAGCCGCCCACCUACGACGCCAAGCCCGACUCGGAGGGACGGCUCUGGGGCUACGAGAACGGGCAGGGCUGCGUGUACCGGGACGCUCGCGGCUACCCGCUCUUCUACUCGGACCUGCAGAACGGCAACGUUGCCGAGUAUUACAACAAGGGCUCCCUGUGGGACAACUCGCCUGCGUGCCCGAACGCCCCCUCCUGGAGCAACGCGCGCGCUGACAACUUUGGUCGGCUGUGGGGCUGGGACGACAAGGCGGGAUCUUCUUGCGCCUUCAAGGACGCAUCCGGGCAGGCGAUCUAUCCGCCCAAGCCGUAGACAACUACGCAGGGCACCGGAAGAACAAGACAGUAACAUGGAAGCUUGCGGUGGCGGGUUUAGCCAUGGAAUGUACCUUGAAUAAAUAGGCGCCCAACGGCGACCGGAUCUUGGAGAAUACGGAAUCGUAGUAAGGUUUGCUGUUUGCUGCUGCAGUUAAGGGGGGGUGGCACGGAGAUAGGAAGGUGUGUGAUACUGCGGCUGUUUCUGCUGCACAAUAACAGCGUCGGUGAAGGGGCGGGCAUGCACUGGCUGAGCCGGGAUGGGUGAGGGCUAGAGAAAAGGGUUGUGCUACUGGCUUCUAACAAGGGAGCAGGCAUGGAGUAGGGUCUGGGUUUGGGUGCAUCAUAGGAUGAGGAGCAUAGCAUUUUUUAUGUCGUGACUUGUCGGGAUGCAGGCUGACGCAGGGAUAGUGGCAUGUUGGCCAAAUGAAGACUUUUGCAUGCUGCCAUACACAGCAACACGUACCAUGGAAUUCCAGACGGC
Molecule: messenger RNA, 1074 nt
Organism: Astrephomene gubernaculifera
Lineage: Eukaryota; Viridiplantae; Chlorophyta; Chlorophyceae; Chlamydomonadales; Astrephomenaceae
Source: the annotation of a GenBank genome assembly